This is a messenger RNA of Lottia gigantea (owl limpet), 536 nucleotides long. RefSeq lists its product as hypothetical. Lineage: Eukaryota; Metazoa; Mollusca; Gastropoda; Lottiidae. The coding region runs from base 31 to 411 and encodes 126 amino acids. The transcript has 4 exons. The record is from RefSeq and is a predicted model, not a curated record.
GAAUCAGUCGUGCAACCUAACUCGUCCAAUAUGAAAUCUGCAGUGAUUCUUGGUUUAGCCUGUUUGUUGGUUGUUUUACUCCACCAUUCUGCCGAUGCUGUGUGUGUAUAUUUGUGUCUGAGUUCUGUAGUCUACAAACGUACUGAAAUGUCAGACCCACGGCAAGAUGUAGUUGUGGGGGACGAUGUGGGUCCUUCACGUGUCCUGACCCUAACAAUACCAAGGGAUGUAAUUGUGUUUCCUGUACCUGCAUCAGGGGCAAUGUCGGUUUCCGCCGAUGCUGUGCAAGAAGCUGUGGAUUUUGGAACUCGGAAAAAUGUUUCACCUGUAAACCAUGGCAAAGUUGCAGUUGUAGCGGAUGCCGAUAAAAUCCAUUCCAAUUUGACCAUGUACAAUAUUUGUCUGUUAUAGUAUGAACUGAUUAUUUGUUGUAUUUUAAAGCAGCUUUCUCUCCCAAAUUCUGGUGGAAAUCUAUUUUUGAUCUUUAUUUUGUUUCUUGUGACGUUUCAUGAAAUAAAAAUUGUUAUUCUAUAUUU